ACAACGAAAAGUCAUAAGAAGUUCUUGUUCGCCUCUAAAAAGUUGUUUACCUUACUUCAUCUACGGUGUAAAGCGAGAAACAGAAUGUCUCUGAUGGAGCACGGUGGUGGCGCCCACAACAGGCCGGUGACGGCAGUGGCCUGGGCCUCCAACAGCAGCACCUGUCCCAAAGACUUCAACCUGAUUAGUAUAACUGAGGAUGGAGCUGCUGCAAACUUCAAACGGAGCUUCGCCAUGAAGGCUGGCUACUACCUCUGCUACAGCAAGGACAUGUCAGGUGGUAUGGUAGUAUCAGAUGUCCAGGUGAUCUCAGACAAGGAGACUGUUCCUCAUGGGUACUGUUACAUACCUGAACACCUGGAGCCUAAAGAGCGUGUGUGUGUCCGCAUGGUGCCAGUGGGCGGUGUGGAAACUGCUGUACUGGAUAUCAAACUGACUGCUAAGACCAGGAGGAUGCUGCAACACUACACCUGCUUAGGGGACAUGCAUGGCUAUGUGAUGUGGUGUAAGAAGGGGCCCUUCUCCAGCCCUCUACCCCAGGCAAAGCCUCGCAGCCUCAGCCUUGACCUCCGGCAGCUCUCCCUGGACCAGAACCCCCCUCCGCUACCCCUCAGACCCAGCAACGCUCCACCCAUGCCCCCUGGCAGGAAGCUCAGCCAUCGCCGCAGCAACCUCCAAUUGAACGACACUGUGGACAAAGUGGUUGACAGCAGCAACAUCUACGGCAUCUCAGCCAUAGAUGGUGUUCCCUUCACUCUACACCCCAAGUUCAAGACCCAAACGAACGGCACGACCCCAACAAACACUCUGAAAUACCAUGAGACCCCAACAAACACUCUGAACAACAUUCGCAUCAAGUCUGUCCAGGACAUUGAAAAUGAGUACAACUACACUUUCACCGUGGAGGAAAACGCAGCCAAGAGAACCACACCUCUCACCACAGGAAGCACAUCUUAAGCUCAAUGACCUUCAUCUCCGACC
Oncorhynchus masou masou (cherry salmon) is the source of this 981-nucleotide messenger RNA. RefSeq names its product multivesicular body subunit 12A-like. Gene Ontology annotation, cellular component: cytosol; ESCRT I complex. Gene Ontology annotation, biological process: viral budding; receptor catabolic process; endosome to lysosome transport via multivesicular body sorting pathway. The transcript has 11 exons. The coding region runs from base 85 to 957 and encodes 290 amino acids. NCBI's taxonomy places the organism in Eukaryota, Metazoa, Chordata, Actinopteri, Salmoniformes, Salmonidae. The record is from RefSeq and is a predicted model, not a curated record.